Portunus trituberculatus (swimming crab) is the source of this 1352-nucleotide messenger RNA. Its product is annotated as coiled-coil domain-containing protein 191-like. Gene Ontology annotation, molecular function: phosphatase binding. The coding region runs from base 291 to 1352 and encodes 353 amino acids. The transcript is spliced from 3 exons. The record is from RefSeq and is a predicted model, not a curated record. Lineage: Eukaryota; Metazoa; Arthropoda; Malacostraca; Decapoda; Portunidae.
CAUGCCGCGUGCUGCUGCCCGUGCGGUGUUUCUGAAACCUCUAGAAUAUCAGGGCCUCCAUUUAGAAAAAUGUUUCCCACCUUCAGUGUGAAAUCCGUAUAAGGCAAGUGAGUGAUAAAACGACAUUUAUGAGAAAAGCAAAUUAAUAUUUGAGCUGCAUAUUAUGCAUUAAAUGUAAUAGAAAAACCCCGAGUGUUAAAGUACAAGAAAAAUAUUUGAUAUAAUAGUUUAAUUGUAAUAAUAACUGUAUUAUUGCUAAAGUUAGGAACCAGCAUUCACCUUUUGACUCAAUGGCAAAUCCGUGGAGCAAAGUUUUAACUCCUGCGACCGACAGUUUGCUUCACCCAGCACACGUUAUCGCUUUUGCUGACAGACGACAAAGAGCGAACGAUAAAAGCGGGACGUUACAGAAGAAAACCAAAAAGACGUAUGCGUUGAGGGAGAAAGAUUUUGUCACCUACAACUACACAGAAGGGAGGGGAUGUGAGGACGACAAUACGCUCUCCAACAUCCUGGUGAGGGCCAUGCAGCGGAAGACCAAGAGGAAGGAGAUCGAUGAGGCAAUGAAAAUGAAGCGGCUACAGGAGACUAAAAUGAAGGCUGAAGAAGAAAAAAGACGUUGUCAGGAAGCAAAAUUUAGACAAGAAAGCAAACUUCGCGAAAUGAAAGAGAUGCAUCAGCUAAAAAUACUAAAGGAGGAACAAUGGAGGGCAAGGGAGGCCAGACAAGCAAGGAACAAUAAACUUGCGGACACAUUCAAUAAAACACGGCUCUUGCGUGACUCCUUCAGAGGUUUUAGGAAACUCAUAGAGAUGAGUAAAGUCCACAAGAUCAAAGCCAAAAAUCAUUAUAGGGAAAAAAUUCUUCAAAGAGUUUUUUCAAAAUUAUUGAUUCACAGCUCUAAGGAAAUCCAGUGGAGGGAUCAAGUGGCUACACAUUUCUAUGAAGCUUGGCUCCUUCAAAAGUAUUUUGCAAAAUGGAAAGAGGAAAAGACAGAGAAGGAGCUACAGAUGGCGAAGGCCACACGCCAUCACCAGCAGUGUCUCCUGCGGCGAGCCCUGUGGACUUGGCGAUGGAAAGCUCUUGAUCUCAUACUGCAACAUCGAGCUAACUCCUUGCUGGCCUCUCAACACUAUUUCGGGAAACUCCUCGCCUACAGCCUAUUAACUUGGAAGCAUUAUACGAGGACGAAGAGAUCAAGACGAUGGAGAGACGCUGUGGGCACCAACCUCAGAGGGCUUGUUAAAGACAUCGUCCCAGAUUUCUCUCCGUCCUCCUGCUCUGAUGACGACGAUGACAACGAUAGUUUAAAGUGUCCUGACUGGAUGAUGCCAGUGCUAGAUCUAUCUUGA